Molecule: messenger RNA, 2310 nt
Organism: Bombina bombina (fire-bellied toad)
Lineage: Eukaryota; Metazoa; Chordata; Amphibia; Anura; Bombinatoridae
Gene: C2H12orf76
Product: chromosome 2 C12orf76 homolog
Exons: 2
Coding region: 9-245 (78 amino acids)
Source: RefSeq, a predicted model, not a curated record
CACACAGGAUGCAGGUCUGGAAGAUGGAGAAGGGCCCUGGGACAUGUACACCGUUGCUCCUGGUGCUGCUUUGCCUGAGUGUUUCGGGCGGCGAGGCGCAAACUGACAGCACACCGGAGCAAAGCAGGCCAUACGCCGUGCUGCUCAAACAAAACCUGGUUUUGCUAGGGAGCAUUCUGACCGUCCUCUUUGUUGCUAUGAUUGUCCUGGCUGUGUGUGUAUACAAACCCAUCAGGCGACGGUAAUGGAGAUAUAGACUGGAACUCACAUGAACCAAGACGAUCAAGCGUUGUAAAGUCUUACGGUGCGCAUACUGCACAGACAUUUGGAAUCCUUAUUCUACUGAAAAUUAAGUUGCCAUUGAGAAUUAUUUAACUUUUGCCCCAGUAUGUUUGUCACAAAUACUUUUUCUAUCUUUACUUUACAAAUGCUUCAAAGCAUUUCAUAAUAUAUUUUUUUCAUGUGGUUGGUUAUGUGCUAACAAGUGGCAGAUAAUUUGAAUGUAAUUUGUAUAUAAUAAAAUUUUAAAUCUGUCAUCAAACCAUACCCCCCCCCCCCCCCCCCCACCAGCCAUUCUGGGUCAAAAAAUAGACUCCUGAUUCUGUUAUUUAUUACCAUGUUAAAAUAAAUACUGACAUUUGUAACUGAGAACAGUAUAAAAUGCAGACUAGUGAUCAUUGAUAUUAUACCUGUAAUAUCUGUCUGCAUAUUAUUGUAUGUAUCUUAUUUUUACUCUCUGUUUAGUUUCUGCAUUUACAACUCUGUUAUUCUUGCUUUACUAUCAUGCCUCUCUUUUGUGUUUUUAAUACAUGCUCUGUAUUUUUGGUUAAAAAUGAAUGUACAUUAAACUGAUCAGUAUUACUUCAGGCCAGACAGAGAAUGUAAGCUCACCAAACGUGUCUUUUGAUAUGUAUUGUUAAUGCAAUUAAUAGUAUCACCCAAUCCAUUCAGUGUUAAUGAUAUCCAAAACCCUAAUUUCUUACCUCCUCUAUUUUUGAUAUACUUAAUAUUUUUGGCUUAAAGGGCCAUCAUAGUGCAAAAAAUGACAUCCUCUAAUUCAUUAAACCAUGUAAUUUUAUCACUAGUGACCCUGUAACUGUAUGUGCUUAACCCCUGCAAGAGGUCAACUGAGCGGUACUUUCACUAUGUGUUUAACUCCUUUGGGGAGGUAAACACAGAGUUGCAGGGUCACUAGUGCUAAAAUGACACGCUUUUACAAAUUAGAGCAUGUCAUUUGGCCCUUUAAGUGGCACUAUAAAUAUAUGUAUGCAUAAUUUCUUGUCUCUAGAUACUAGUUUAUUCAGAUUCUUCUGUAAAGCUCAAUUUUGGAUUUUUAAGGCAUUAGAUAUUAGAAUUUUUUUAUUUUAUGGUGAAAUGUAUAUUGAUCAGUAGGCCAAAUUAUUUAUGUAUCUGCUUUUUCUGUCGCAGUGACUUUCAAUAACUACUUCAUGAAUCAACACUGGCGGGUAUGAGUUUUAUGUGAUAACAAUUUUAAUAAACCUCAAAAUACUUUGAAAUAAUACCCUAGGGCUGCAGUAAACAUGUAAGCUGCGUAAUCAUCUGCAAAGACUAUUUAUUUAUUUAACAAAUUGUUGCGUUACUGCUUUAGUUUGCCUGUAAAGGAAAAAAUCUUUUUAAAACUUUGCCUUGGUUUUGGGGUCACAUCAUGAUGCUUUAGACAUUGAUGUUGCCAUAUUGAAUUAUAUACGUCAAAUAAACACAUAUAAUUCAUUAGGUAUUUAACAUUGCUUUUAGUGAUGUGACGUUCAGAAACUUUUUUUCUUCUCCAUUAGAUUAGCAGUUUAAGUUUUCUGAAAUUUCUAAUCACAUAUUUCCAGCUGUAAAACAUACAUGAGUAUAAUAUAUUUUAGAACUUAAUAAAGUAUUAAUUGCCUGCUUUGUUAAAUUAAGUUUUCCAUAAUUAAGACAAGGCACUUUGUUUUGAUUGCUUAUCUGAAUUCAAACUAAUAAAGUUUUUUCAAAUGGGGCGGCAAAUUUGCACUUUCAAUAGAGCAUAAACUUUGCUAGAUGUAAGAUUUUUGCACGUGUCAAGUUGCGCUUGUAUUACAAGUUGAAAGUAAAACGUUUGCGCUCGAGCGCCAACGUUACAGUUAGAAUAUUGCCUAUGCGUUAACUUAUUACCCCAUAGACUUUAAUGGAGAGUGAAACAUGAAAACAAACCCAAUCGCGUUUAACCAAGUGCGCUCAUCCUGGCAUGAAAUAUGAAUAUUUCACAUUCCAUAUGUUCUAUUUUAUUCUUAAAUAUUUCUAAAUAUUAUCUGAUGGAUUUGUGGUAAAAUAUUUAUUUAU